Messenger RNA from Paramecium octaurelia, 1393 nucleotides. The record is from the annotation of a GenBank genome assembly. NCBI's taxonomy places the organism in Eukaryota, Ciliophora, Oligohymenophorea, Peniculida, Parameciidae.
AUGUAAACAUAGUGAUUUAAUCUUAGGCUUUAAGAGUAUCAGUUAAUAUAGAAUUUCUAAGAGUAGGUAUAAAGAAUUUAAAAAAAAUAUCCACUGAUUAUAAAUGUUGAUUAGUUUCAAAAGGACCUUAUAGCAUUGUUCUCUAUUUAAAGUUAAGAAACCUUGAAAUAAUAACUAGUAAGUCUUUUUCAUUAACAUCAAUUGCCAAUUCAAUCCCUUGAUUAUAAUUAAUUAUCUAGAAAAGAAAAUUAAAUAAUUAUAAAAAGCAACACAGCGCAAAUUAAAAUAACUCUGAAUGGAAGGUUCAUUUACAAUCAAUUUCAGACUGGAAUAUCUUAUUAAGUCUUUUAGAAUAAAUGUAUGUAUCACGGGCAAGUUCACAAUAAGAAACCAAACGGCGAGGGAUGUUUUAAAUGGGAGAAUGGAGAACAGUAUAUAGGUUAAUGGUCGAAUGCUUAGAAGCAUGGCUUUGGUUAAUGGAUAGGAACGCAAGAUGAUUAUUAUAUUGGUUAAUGGGUGAAUGGACAGUAAGAUGGAUUAGGAGAACACAAAUGGAAUGGGGAUAUUUAUCUUGGUCAAUGGAAAAAUUCAGUUAAGAAUGGUUAUGGAGUGGAACAAUUUCAAAAUGGUGAUAAGUAUAUAGGAAAUUAUUAUUUUGGUAAACCACAGGGACAAGGUGAAUAUAGAUGGGUUGAUGGAUCCAUCUAUUCAGGAUAGUUUUAGGAGGGUAUGAGACAUGGAUAUGGAAAGCAUAUUAAUAAGAAUGGCAUCAUUUACGAAGUAAUAUAUGAUAUCUAAUUAGGGAGAAUAUUAAAAAGAUUUAAAGCAUGGUAUUGGCAAAUUAAUAUAAAUUGAUGGAAGUUCUUAUUAAGGCUCAUUUGUCCAUGACCAUCGAGAUCUACCGGAAGUUGUAUAUUAAAAGAGCGAUAAAAUUGCUCAGGUUGCUUAUUAAAUAAAUUAAUCUUCUAUUAAUUAUCCUCUUACUUUAGAGAAACCAAAGCAAAAAUUAACCUAAAGAGACAACAAAACUAUAGCUUUAUAAAAUUAGCAAAUUCAAUUAAAUUAAACUUAUUUAAAUACUUACCAAGACCCUAAUAUAUAGUUCUUUCAUAAUAAGUUACAAAACUUAUAACUACCUGAAAUUUAAAAAAUGAAGAAAGGCAAAAUUGAUAAUAAAUCCGCACGAACAACACACUCUAUGAAUUAGAAAAGGACAUCGUAAUUGAAAGAACUUAAAUAAAAUUAAAAGUCUGCUUCAAUUGAUCUUUAAGAUAUAUAUAUUGGAGAUGCAUAUAGAACUAUCAAAAAGAAACAAACGAAUUACAAGGAUAAAAACUAUUAGGACUUAAUAAAUAAUAAUAAGAAGUCUAUUAAGAAUGUAUUUGUAUAUUGA